Molecule: messenger RNA, 914 nt
Organism: Desarmillaria tabescens
Lineage: Eukaryota; Fungi; Basidiomycota; Agaricomycetes; Agaricales; Physalacriaceae
Exons: 10
Coding region: 74-718 (214 amino acids)
Source: RefSeq, a predicted model, not a curated record
AGUCGCGACGGUCACUGGAUCAACAAACCUUUAUCAACAACCUCAACGACGCCAACCCUAGUAUUGCACCAGAAUGUCUACCUCCUUCUCGCGUUCCAAUACCAUCGAUAUGACAAAGGAAAAGGACUGGCCUGCGAACCUCGGAAUGCUUGACUGGGACGACACAAAUAUCAUCUUUACGAAACGAUCUCUUAUUGAGUUUCUCAAGUACACCGGUACUACUGUGGACACCAACUUUACCAAUGUUCAAAAGCUACCUCGCUACGCGACCUUUGGCACCUUCUCUCCGCCGCUUCACGGCCUUGAUGCUGCUGAAGCCGCAGCAGCUCCCUCGGCAUCCCCAGCCAUCGAGCAAAUUGACACGUUCAAACCUACGCGUCGCGUACGAACUGUCCCUGGGGGCCCACACACUGACAUCUUCGGCGGUGACUUCCAAGAACAGGAUGAUGCUCUAGCCUCAGCACCGCAAAAAGAAUCACAUCAGGUCUCAGCGCCCGAACAACCAGUCUCCUCGGCCCCUGCGAAAGAAGAGGAACCAGAAUAUGGAAUCCCAUUCACAUCGACUGUCAAGCCCAGCAGACGAGUCAGGACCGAACCCGGUGGAAAGAGUUCGCUUGGUAGCUUUUGGGGUGACGACCCGGCACCUGAGGAAUUUAAACCAACGCGGAGAGUACGUCAAGGACCUGGUGGCCAGGAUAACAUCAAUGAUCUCUUUUGAUUGCAAGCGUGAUACAAGAAAGAAUCUUCAAGUAUUGCUGUCACAUCUGACCAUGUAAUUACCCUAAAUGCUUCAUGUCAAUUAAGGGCUACUGUGCCUUUCCCAUGAGGUCUGUUCAGCUGGGAUCUUCGGCACAGCCUUACUAUGUAGUAUGUACUUUCAGAUCCAAAUAAAAAUUUCAAAAACCGAGUUUGAU